Entamoeba dispar SAW760 is the source of this 1395-nucleotide messenger RNA. Its product is annotated as GRIP domain-containing protein RUD3, putative. Gene Ontology annotation, biological process: protein folding. Lineage: Eukaryota; Evosea; Mastigamoebida; Endamoebidae. Bases 1 to 1395 code for a protein of 464 amino acids. The transcript has a single exon. The record is from RefSeq and is a predicted model, not a curated record.
AUGGAGGUUUAUCAGUUAAAAUUAGAGGCGAUUGAAACAAAUAAAAAAUUUGCUAAAAUUGUAAGUGAAAAUGCCAGCCUCAAAGAUGAAAUUAAAAGUUUGAGUGAACAACUUGAUAGAAAAAAUCUGGUGGUUGUUGAUUGUGAACAACUAAAACAAGAAUUAGAAGAAGUCAAGAAUAAAUUCUCUCAAAAUCUAAAAAUUAUUGAGGAAAAAGAAGAUAUUAUAAAAGAAAAAGAUGGAGUCAUUGAAAAGAAAGAAAAAGAAUGUUACGAGAUUCAAAACAAACUUGCCGAAGCUGAAAAAAUCAUCAAAGAGAAAAGUGAUGAAAUUAUCAUGGUUCAAAAAGAAUUAGAAGAAACAAACUCAACUCAUGAAACAAUUGUAAAAGGUUUAGAAGACGAAAUUGCUCAACUCCAGAAAGAAGGAGAAGAAAAAGAAGAAACAAUAAAUAAAAUAAACGAAGAAAAAAGAGCAUUAGAAGAGCAUUCACUCUUAGAAGAAUCAACAAGAACAAAUUUAAAAGAAGAAAACAUUUUAUUAAACAGUAUUAUUAAUGCAAUGAAAACAACAAAAAUAAAUAAUAACACUACCACAGAUCAACCAAAUCAAGAGAAAGAACAAAAUAAAGAUACUGUUUACAAAACUAAUCAAAACAUAGAAAAAAUUAAUGAAGUUAAUAUUGAUCUUCAAAAUAAAGUACUUGAACUUGAAAACUAUAUUAAACAAAAGGACGAAGAUAUUAAUCAAAUCAAACAAUUAAUAGAGCAAGAAAGAAAAAGUAUGGCCGAAAAAUCUCAAAACGACGAAGAAACUAUUGAUAACUUAACAAAAGAAAAUCAAAGACUUAAAAAUUAUAUUGAACAAACCCCAAUAAAUCAAAAGAGUCAAGAAACUUCCACCAAAGAAUUACCACCACUCAAUAAAGAAAGUAGUAGUGCUAAUGGAAUUGAUGAUAUACCAAUUGAACCAGAAAUUAUAUCUGUUGACAUUCCAAUCCAUCAUUACUUCACUGGGUAUCAAGAAGAAAUAGAAAUAAAUGGACAAAUAUUUACUGUCCCAAUCACUGUUGGAUUAUCAGAUGGUGCUGAAUUUAAUUACAAAGGAUAUGGAACACCAGUUAAUGGAAGAAAAAGGGAUUUGAUUAUCGUUACCAAUACACAACAAACAGAAAGUUAUCAACGACAAGAAAAUAACCUUUUCCAAAGUGUUGCUAUUCCACAAGCUUAUAGAAACCAAAUGUUCCAAUGCUCUAUUCCAUGUAUUGACGGAGACACUAUUCCUGUUAUGAUAACAGGGCAAGAAGGAGUACAAGGGCCAUAUGAGGGAUAUGGUAUGCCAAUUGGAACAACUGGAAAAAGAGGAGAUUUAUAUCUCAUAAUCAAGUUUAAUUAA